UCAUGAUACUGAUAGCAACCGGAAGGCUACAAUAGUUUAUAAAUCUUUUUUCUAUUUAUGGUUUUAUUUAGAAAUUAUGAGUAUAGAUUUCAAAAAUGAGGACGAAGUUAAAGAUUACAUCAAAAACUUGGGAACCGAGUACCGGUUCGGCUGUUUCAAGGAAAAGAAACCCGAAGUCUGUCAUCUACUUGGAGAUUAUUUAGAAUCUAUAUCGAAAGAUUAUCACAAAGCUGGUCGUGUUUACAAGUCGAACUGCGAUGAUUACAAUUUUGCAAAAAGUUGUUACAAGAUGGGAUAUUAUUACAUUUCUGGGAAAGGAGGUUUUGAAAGAUCAACGGAGAAGAGCUCACAAUAUUAUGAAAAAGGGUGUGACCUCGGUGACACAGACUCUUGUUUUAGAGCAGGAUUUGUUAAUAUAAUCACUAGUAAAGCACAAAACUCGAAGCAAGGUUUUCUCCAGGGGUUGAGUAGACUGAAAAAGGGCUGUGAUGCCAAUCAUGCUGAUGCAUGCCACCAUUUGAGUUCCUUGUAUCUGGACGAAAAUUCAAAUACGAAAGAUUUCCUAUCCAAAGAUAUGAAAAAAGCCUUCGAGUUCGCCCAGAAAGCGUGCCAUUUGGGAAACAUUUACGCUUGCGUCAACGUGAGCAUAAUGUACAGAAAAGGCGAAGGCGUAGAAAAGGAUCAGAAGAAGAGUGAAAAUUAUAAAAAAAUGGCCUUAGAUAAAAAAAAGGAACAGGAAAACGAAAGGCCGCUUGUAUUCCAAGAAGGUCUUAAAUAAAUCAUCUAGUGUACAUAACUUUGGUAAGGAUUUAUUAAUUGUUCCUUUUCCUGCGAGGUGUCUUGUUAAUCCACUAGUAAUUAAACCGUUGAAUGUUUAUUGAA
This is a messenger RNA of Cimex lectularius (bed bug), 882 nucleotides long. It is a transcript of the gene Coa7, whose product is annotated as cytochrome c oxidase assembly factor 7 homolog. The transcript has 4 exons. The record is from RefSeq and is a predicted model, not a curated record. Gene Ontology annotation, molecular function: protein binding. NCBI's taxonomy places the organism in Eukaryota, Metazoa, Arthropoda, Insecta, Hemiptera, Cimicidae. Gene Ontology annotation, cellular component: mitochondrial intermembrane space. Bases 77 to 778 code for a protein of 233 amino acids.